Brassica rapa (field mustard) is the source of this 1455-nucleotide messenger RNA. RefSeq lists its product as uncharacterized. The record is from RefSeq and is a predicted model, not a curated record. NCBI's taxonomy places the organism in Eukaryota, Viridiplantae, Streptophyta, Magnoliopsida, Brassicales, Brassicaceae.
AUGACCACGGAGUCAGAAGUAGACGAACCUGCAUCAACCGACCAAGAAGAAGCUGCAUCCACUGAACAAGACGAAGCUGCAUCCACCGAGCCGGAAUUUAUUGUCACCACGCCGACUUUCCCGGAAAGACUAUUCGCACGUAAUUGCUAUCCUGCCAAACCUCGACUGAACAUCUAUUCAAAGGCGAGUAUCAUUGGAUCACAAGCCACUACGCUUUCUCUGCGUGAGUUCGGAGACAUCACGGGGCUGAAAUGCGAGCCUGAAAGGGAAAAAGUAGGAAACGGGUCAGAAUCUAUCGAUGCCAUACCUGGACGUAUGUGGAAAGAGUUGUUUGAAACUGAAGAUGAAGACGUGACUGUACCAGAUGUUCUUCGUAUGCUUGAACAGCCUAGUCUUCCUGAGUCGAAGCGGUUGCCACUAGCUCUCAUUGCGCUUGUAGAUGGGCUCCUGGUUUGUGGUCACAAACUUCUUCGUGUGACGCCUGCUUACGUCGAGAUGCUGGAAGACACCGAAUCAUUUCUUCAAUAUCCAUGGGGGAUAGAGGCAUUCGUCAGCACUCUGUCUAGAUUGACACCACUUCAACCUUCUGAUCCUUCUAAAAUGGAUAAAUACCUUUCGGUCAUGCGCCUUCGUUUGAAACAGCAGUCAACAGCGUGUUAUGGGUUCCCUCUGGCGCUGCAACUUUUUGCUUUUAAAGCUAUCCCCUCAUUGCUUGAGAAAAUUCCCGAACCUAAUAAAACCACUUCUUUCUUGCAAGAACCAGAAGGAUGCGACUCAACAAAUGCACUUCUGAAUUUUGAAGACAUACUUCUGGUGGAAACCCAAAGAGAGAUUAUUGUUACGUAUUCAAUCCCAGAUGAAGGUGGGGAUCCAAAGUGGAAGAAAGAAAUAAUCGAUCCCCGAAUAGAUAACUUAGUUCGUCGAAAGCGGGAAGGGCACGAGUUCAAAACAACAGACUUUAGAGGAGGUGAUUCAUCCCUUCCACCUCUGAAGGCAGCCGAAAAGGCUGAAGGUGUUGAUGUCAAAAAAAAUGUCAAAAGCCGUUUAGGCGGUUUGGGAAAGCCAGUGAUGAACCUGGAAGGUGAACCAGGGAACUUAUCAGAUAAGGAGCAAGAGCUGAAAGAGUGGAUACGAGUUGAACUGAAAACCCAGUUGGGUAAAUUGCGGAACGAGAUUUUUGACUGGUUGCAUCAUGAUAGGGGAGGCUCGUCCACGGUUCCGCAAAACACAGCAGCCGGUAAAACAAACAGAGACAACGGUCACGCUGACCCAACCGGCAUGGAAGUUCCAAAGAAACGACGUCCGUUCAGUGGUGAUGGUAAUGAUGAAGCUGAAAUAUUUGGGUCUGAUAUUAAGAAACACAAGAAGAACAACGGCAAUGGGUUUAGCGAUGAGGAGACGAUGAGAAUGCAUGAUAAUCAUUGUGAUGGUCGUACGCCAAAUGCUCGCUUCUAG